AUGGAUGGCUUGGGUUCUUCAUCUUUAUCUUUUAUUGUUGUUUUGGUUUUGGUCUUGAAUGUGGCAUUGUUCUGUAAUGGGGGCAAAACUAGCAGUUUUGUUAGAAAAGCAGAAUUAGGUGUUGACAUGCCUCUUUCCAGUGAUGUUUUUCAAGUCCCUCCAGGCUACAAUGCUCCUCAACAGGUUCACAUAACACAAGGAGACCAUGAAGGGAGAGGAAUGAUAGUGUCAUGGGUGACUAUGGAUGAGCCAGGUUCAAAUACAGUGAUUUACUGGAGUGAGAAAAGCACAAGAAGGAUGAAGGCUGAAGGACAAGUUUAUACCUAUAAAUUCUACGAUUACACUUCUGGCUACAUUCAUCACUGCACCAUUACGAAUUUGAAGUACAACACCAAAUAUUACUAUGUAGUUGGGAUUGGGCACACCAGGCGAAAAUUCUGGUUUUUAACUCCUCCUCCUGUUGGCCCAGAUGCUGCAUAUACAUUUGGUAUCAUAGGGGAUCUUGGUCAGACUUAUGAUUCAAAUUUAACACUUACUCACUACGAAAGGAACUUUCAACAAGGAAAAACGGUGUUGUUUCUUGGAGACCUGUCUUAUGCAGAUAGGUAUGCCAAUAACGACGGUGUGAGGUGGGAUACAUGGGGAAGAUUUGUAGAGAGAAGGGUUGCUUAUGAACCGUGGAUAUGGACCGUGGGAAAUCAUGAAAUUGAACUUAACCCAAUCCUUAAUAUUGAGACGACACCGUUUAAGCCUUACACUCAUCGGUACCAUGUUCCACAUGAAGCAUCAAGCAGUAUUGAUCCAUUAUGGUACUCAAUCAAGAGAGCUUCAGCAUACAUAAUUGUCUUGUCUUCAUAUUCAGCAUUUAGCCCUUAUAGUCCUCAGUGGCUUUGGCUUCAAUUGGAGUUACAAAAUGUCGACAGGUCUCAAACACCAUGGUUGAUUGUUCUUAUGCAUGCUCCCUUGUACAACAGCUACUAUGAUCACUACAUGGAAGGAGAGCCCAUGCGAGUAGUGUUUGAGCCCCUUUUUGUUCAAUUUAAAGUUGAUGUCGUGUUUUCUGGCCAUGUUCAUGCUUAUGAACGAUCUGAACGUGUAUCGAACAUUGCAUACAACAUCACAAACGGAGAUUGCACUAUAAAAAGAGAUCAAUCUGCCCCUGUUUACAUUACCAUUGGUGAUGGGGGAAUCUCGAAGGCCUGGCUACCAAAUUACUCAGCAUAUCGUGAGGCCAGUUUCGGUCAUGCCAUUUUCGAUAUAAAAAACCGAACUCAUGCUUACUAUAGUUGGCACCGUAAUCGACAUGGAUAUUCUGAAGAAGCUGAUUCCAUGUGGUUUUAUAACAGAUAUUGGUAUCCCUUUGAUGACUCCACUGCAAGUAUCCAAUCAUCCAUGUGA
Dovyalis caffra is the source of this 1398-nucleotide messenger RNA. Lineage: Eukaryota; Viridiplantae; Streptophyta; Magnoliopsida; Malpighiales; Salicaceae. The record is from the annotation of a GenBank genome assembly.